AUGGCUGAUGGAGUUAUAGUGGCUCAGAAAGAGGCCGUAUCGUCCUCCAACCCCUCCGGUGUCCCUUCUCCCGCUGAAGCAGCGCAUCCGUUCAACAAUCCCUCAGCAGACCUAAUCCUUCGCACUUCAGACAAUGUAAAAUUUCGUGUCUGGACGUCCAUCCUGCGGGAGGCGUCUCCUGUCUUUGCCGACAUGUUCGCGCUUGGCAGACGACCCAUCCAGCCCUCCCAAUUGGACGCGGACAGUGAUGGAGGAGAUCGCAAGCCUUCCCUCAGCUCUAGUUCAUUGGAACUCGAGCCUAUUCUUGACCUACCCGAACUUACAAGUACCACCCUUCGGAGCCUUCUUCUAACCAUUUACCCUCCACCCACCUAUGCGUUCACCUCACUCGACGACCUCAAGGCCGUCCUCUCCGCCGCACAUAAGUACCAAAUGGACGCUGUGAUGGAUCUCCUCAAGGACGUGCUGGUCCGCCACUUCGUGAAAGAUGAGGCCCUCCGCGUCUUCUGCAUCGCAACAAUGUACAACAUACCCAGCGCCCAGGAGGCCGCUGCACGCCGAUUUCUCGCGCUUCCUGCAAAUCCCGCCGCAGAAUCUUACGUGGACGAGCUUCAGUACAUUGACGCGAGGUCAUUGAAGAAGUUCGAGGGCAAGCGGGCACAAAUGGGAUUCGCGUUUGGCCGGUGCAAACGCGUGCCGUACACAACAUCAUCCUGCGCGCAUGUUAACUACGUCGACUCCCAUAUCUGGAAAUGCAUCCUCGCAGAAGCAUCGCCCGUUUUCGAGGACAUGCUCAAGCUUGCACACCAUGAAGAGCGGCCUGAAGGAGAUACACCAGUUCGUGGUUGCCCUACCGAACCGUCGGUGGACGUCAUACAUGUAUCCGAGACCGAUACCACGUUGACAGCCCUCCUCCGGUGGAUCUAUCCUCCUCCGCAUUACGACUCGCCUCAGUCGUUGACGGUGCUGGAACCGGUGCUUGCUGCUGCGCAUGUAUACCAAAUGGAUGGAGUCGUUUCGAUGAUCAGCGCUAUCCUCAUCAACGACUUGGCGAAAGCUGAGCCACUGCGUGUGUACGCGAUUGGCACCGGCUACCGUCUAGCGGACGUCAUGCGAGCCGCCGCGCGUGGUUUCUUCACACUUCCCCCAUCCGCCGCGAAAGCCUAUGUCGCCGAGCUCGAGGAUAUCAGCGGCGGGGCGUACUACCGUCUUUUCAAGUACCGCAUGGAUUGCGUGGCCACGCUAGCUGACAUGAUGGCGAAUCUGACAUGGUUGGCCGACGAUGGAUGGGUGUUCAAGUGGAUCACGCCCAAAUGUGUUUGCGCGGGGAAUCGAGAAGCCAUGAAGUAUCGCUUCAGCGACUCCGAUGACGAGUACAUCCUCAGUUCCUGGUUCACGGCACAGUACCAGCGCAUCGCGUCGCUGCUGCAAGACCAGCCAUGUCAGGAGGCCCUCGAAGAACCGGGCUUGUACGACGAGGCACUCAAGGAGGUCAUUCAAUGCCCGAUCUGUCAAGGAAGAGCAUACACAGAUAUGCGGCUCUUCGCGAACCGUGUCAGAGAUGAGAUAAUCCGGAGGAUUGAAGAGGUAUGCACGAGUACUUAUCGAAAGGAUUUGGCCAUGAACCCUGACCGUGUUAUAGGUUUCCUUGCAGUUACAUUGUAA
This is a messenger RNA of Dichomitus squalens LYAD-421 SS1, 1665 nucleotides long. RefSeq lists its product as uncharacterized. The coding region runs from base 1 to 1665 and encodes 554 amino acids. The record is from RefSeq and is a predicted model, not a curated record. NCBI's taxonomy places the organism in Eukaryota, Fungi, Basidiomycota, Agaricomycetes, Polyporales, Polyporaceae. The transcript has 2 exons. Gene Ontology annotation, molecular function: protein binding.